AUGGUGGUGUCGGAGGACGCGGCGCUGAUCGGGGAGGAGGAGCCCGGCGACGCGUGGUGGGGCGGCGACGAGGGGCCCGCCCCGGGACUGGAGGGGUGCAAGAUCUACGUGCUGGACGCGGCGCGGGAGCUGGCGCAGGAGGGGUCGGGCCCCGCCUGCGACCUCGCCGACCCCGCCUGCUGGCCCUUUGCCGCCCCCGGCGCGGGCAUCGACGGCGCCGACGCGCUGGCCCCCGCCGACUUCCAGUACUCCACGGAGGCCUGGCUGGCCGCCGCCAUCCGCAACUCCUCCCACGCCGCGCGCGACGUCGCCUCCGCCGACUUUGUCUUCGUAGACCUGCACUGCUACCACCUCUCCUGGCUGGCCUACAACCACCCGCGCGGGAGCAAGGAGGGGCGCGAAGACCCCGCGCCCCUCAUCUGGAGGGCCGUGGAGGGCCUGCUGGACCUGCCGCGGUUCCGUGUGACCAAGGGCGCGGCCUUCGCGCUGGCCUCCCCCACCCCCGCCCUCCAGCGCUUCUUUCCCGACGACGACGUGUGCGAGGAGCUGGCCAGCGUCCUGCACCUCGUCCCCGAGGCCGCCAACCUGUGCGUGUGGACGCGCGGCGCGCCGGCACGCAAUGCGCUCAUCCUGCCCUACGUCGCCAGCACCGACCUGGACCUGGGGGCUGCACCGGACGCGCGCCGUGACCUGCACCUCUUCUUCCAGGGCGGGUGCGGCAACCCCGCGCCGGAGGGGCACCUCCCGCACGCGGACGUCCUGGCGGCCAUGCGCCGCGCCGUCUUCUGCCCCAUCAUCGCCUCCAACGCCCAGUCCAGCCGGCGCCUGUCGGAGGCCGUCCUCUCCGGCUGCAUCCCGGUGUUCGUCGGCCCGCCCUUCCACACCAUGCCGCUGGCGGCGGAGGUGGACUAUGCGGGCAUGGCGCUCUUCAUCCACAUCGACGACAGCAGCCCCUGGGUGGAUGCCACCUCCCCGCGCUGGUCCCAGAACGCCAUGGUGGGCAGCGUGUGGACCCUGGACCCGUCGGUGGCGGGCCUGGUGGAGCACGUGCCCAAUCUGGCCGCCGCCUUGGCCUUCCUGCGCGGCCUGGCGCCGGGGCGCGUGGCGGCGCUGCAGGCGGCCGUGCGCCGCCGUGUGGCCCUGCACACCGUCGCCGCGGUCAAGGAUGUGUUCAUGCCUGCCCUAUCCUCCACCAUGACGGAGGGCAAGAUCGUGAGCUGGCUGAAGAGCCCCGGCGACAAGGUGGCAAAGGGGGAGUCGAUCGUGGUCGUCGAGUCAGACAAGGCCGACAUGGACGUCGAGGCGUUUGCGGAGGGCAUCCUGGGCUCCAUCACCGUGCCCGAGGGCGGCGUGGCUGGCCGCAGGGUGAUCGCCACGCCGUAUGCCAAGAAGCUGGCCAAGGAACUGGGCGUGGACCUGGCCACCAUCUUCGGGUCCGGCCCCAACGGCCGCGUGACCGCCGCUGACGUCGAGGCCGCCAAGGCCGGCGCUGCGGCACCCGCCGCGCCCGCGGCUGCCCCCGCGGCCGCUCCUGCUGCUGCAGCGGCCGCGCCCACCGCCGCGCCCGCGCAGGGCAAGGCGGCGUCGUCCGCAUCCCCUGCGGCCGCCGCCCCGGCCACCAAGGUCUCGGAGCUGAAGGGCACGACGGUACCCCUCAGCGGCCUGCAGCAGGCGGUGAGCAAGAACAUGCUGGCCAGCCUGGCGGUCCCCGAGUUCCGGGUGUCCAUGACCAUCGGCACAGGCGCGUUUGAUGCCCUGUACCGCAAGCUGAAGGGCAAGGGCGUGAGCAUGACCGCGCUGCUGUCCAAGGCGGUGGCGGUCGCGCUGGAGUCGCACCCCCUGCUCUACGCCUCGGCCACCGCCGACGGCAGCGGCGUGACCUACGCGGAACACAUCAACAUCGCCAACGCCGUGGCCAUGCCCGACGGCGGCCUCAUCACGCCCGUGCUGGCGGACGCUGACGCGGCCGACAUCUACACCCUCUCCCGCUCCUGGGCCGAUCUGGUCAAGCGCGCGCGCGCCAAGCAGCUGAGCCCCAAUGAGUACUCCAGCGGCACCUUCACCAUCUCCAACCUGGGCAUGUAUGGCGUGGAGGCCUUCGAUGCGGUGCUGCCCCCAGGCACCGCCGCCAUCCUGGCGGUGGGGGGUAGCCGCCCGGUGGUCACUGCCGGCACCGACGGCCGCAUUGGCGUGGAGAAGCAGAUGACCGUCAACCUCACCGCAGACCACCGCAUCGUCUACGGAGCCCAGGCAGCGGAGUUCCUGGUGACCCUCAAGGCCGUGAUCGAGUCCCCAGAGCAGCUGGUAUACUGA
Molecule: messenger RNA, 2313 nt
Organism: Auxenochlorella protothecoides
Lineage: Eukaryota; Viridiplantae; Chlorophyta; Trebouxiophyceae; Chlorellales; Chlorellaceae
Product: Dihydrolipoyllysine-residue acetyltransferase component of pyruvate dehydrogenase complex
Exons: 10
Coding region: 1-2313 (770 amino acids)
Biological process (GO): pyruvate decarboxylation to acetyl-CoA
Cellular component (GO): pyruvate dehydrogenase complex
Molecular function (GO): dihydrolipoyllysine-residue acetyltransferase activity
Source: RefSeq, a predicted model, not a curated record